AUGCUUCCAUUUCACAGCAACCACAUCGUUUCAGCUGAUCAGCAGAAUACUCCGCAGAGUCCCUCUGGAUUAGGUACACACCAGUCAGAUGCCAGCAGCAGCCAUGAGAGUCGAGAGAGUGCAUGUGAUCCUGACACUAAGGACACUGAUAUGGAGAGAGAUAAGGCAGAAGAGGAGUCAGUGGGCCUCUUCAUCCCUAAGCCCAUGCUGUGCUCUGAAGCUGAGGAAGGUGAGGUCCCUCACUCUCUAGAGAUGCUGUAUCAGACUAUCAACAGCACCUCAGACUGCCUGCUGUUAGCGGCACACGUGUUACUGCUGGAAACCGGCUUCCUGCCACAGGGUUGUGAUGUCAGAGACAGAGAGAUGCCCAGUGGCUGGCGUGCAGCAGGGGGUCUCUACAGGCUGCAGUACUCUCACCCACUCUGUGAGAACAGCCUGGUAGAGGUGGUUGCCGUGCCUAUGGGCCAAACACUUGUCAUAAAUGCCACUCUGAAGACUGGUGCAGUAGAGUUUUCACAGAAGCUGGCACUGAAACUGGACGCUUAUGUGACUGAGGAGUGGGCAGGUGGAAAUGCUGGCGUGGCCUACAGAGAUUUGAAGAAACUGUCUCGUGUUUUUAAGGAUCAGUUGGCUUACCCACUCAUUGCAAAAGCUAGAGAAGCACUGGGUCUCCCUGCACUGUUUGGUCUGGCUGUGCUGCCCCCUGAGCUGCUGUUAAGGAUAAUGCGGCUGUUGGAUGUUCCCUCAAUCCUAAAGCUGUCUAAAGUAUGCAGACGCCUGCACUCUGUUACCCAAGAUGCCUCACUCUGGAAACACUUUGUGUAUCGUGACUUCAGAGUGAAUUUUCAUGCUGACAGUGAGCACAGAGACACAGACUGGAAAGAGCUUUACAAAAAGAAAUUUUAUCAAAAGAAGACUCGGCGCCAAUAUAGACCGACUUUUUACCCUUUCCCAGGUCCCCCAAUUUAUCCCAACCGCCGAAAUUACAUCCCUCCUCGACCACAUCCUUUUUUUCCACCCGGCAUCCUGCCUCACCCACACCACUACCCUGUUGGCCGGUUUCCAGGUAACGAACCGCUUUUCUGACCUGCCUUUGAACACCCUUUG
Molecule: messenger RNA, 1107 nt
Organism: Hemibagrus wyckioides
Lineage: Eukaryota; Metazoa; Chordata; Actinopteri; Siluriformes; Bagridae
Product: F-box only protein 7-like
Exons: 8
Coding region: 1-1086 (361 amino acids)
Biological process (GO): positive regulation of autophagy of mitochondrion; autophagy of mitochondrion
Molecular function (GO): protein kinase binding
Source: RefSeq, a predicted model, not a curated record